Messenger RNA from Triplophysa dalaica, 5306 nucleotides. It is a transcript of the gene syne3, whose product is annotated as spectrin repeat containing, nuclear envelope family member 3. NCBI's taxonomy places the organism in Eukaryota, Metazoa, Chordata, Actinopteri, Cypriniformes, Nemacheilidae. Gene Ontology annotation, biological process: nuclear migration. Gene Ontology annotation, molecular function: actin filament binding. Gene Ontology annotation, cellular component: meiotic nuclear membrane microtubule tethering complex; cytoplasm; nuclear outer membrane. The record is from RefSeq and is a predicted model, not a curated record. The transcript is spliced from 18 exons. Bases 153 to 3470 code for a protein of 1105 amino acids.
CCUCGAGCAGCCCAUGACAUGCGACUGACAGGCCUGCGGUCGGUCUGUUCCUGACGUAUCACCGUAACUUUGUAGCUCGAAGGCAACUCAUAAGAUCGUUUCUUAUCAAAAUACUCGCGUCCGAUGCACAUAAAUCCGUCUGCCUUAAACCUAUGACCCAACACGAGCAGCAUGAGUUCAGGGAAAGUUUGGAGGAAGCCCUGUCCUGGAUGCAGGCUAUCCAGGAGAGGCUUAAGCAAAAUGAUAACACCCAGGGUCCCCUGACAGCACUGGAGGCCAGACUCAGAGAGACAGAGGAAAUCCAUAGGUCAGAGACUGAGACUGGUCAUGUGAAGAUGGACAGGGUACUGGUGGCGUCUGAAGCUCUGCUCCUAAAGGGAGACGAAGAGAUGAAGAAUCAGACUCAUUCAAAACUGAAGGAUCUGAAAGCGCUGUGGGAUGAGACAUUGACCUACAUAAUUCACUGCCACAGUCGCAUCGAAUGGGUUUGGCUUCAUUGGAGUGAAUACCUGAAGGCUCAUGAGGAGUUUGGGAUGUGGCUGGAGAAGAUGCACCGAUCUCUGGAGCCACAGCUUGAGCUACAGCUGGGUCCGCAGGAGAAGCUGUGGCAGGUUGACCAUCUGCGAGUCCUGCACAGUGACAUUGAGGCCCAGGGUCAGUUUCUGGAGAGGCUUCUGGACGAGGCUUUAUCCCUUUUCAACCGCACUCAAGAUCCCAGUGUUGAUGAGCAGGCUCAACAAGGUUUUCAAGAUGCCUACAACCAUAUUCAAGACAUAGCCCAGGAAAGGUUGGCUUUGGCAGAGAAAAGAGCAGAAGAGCACCAGCAGUACCAAAGUUGUGUUUAUAAAUUCCAAACCUGGCUUGUGUCUAGAACAGAAGAAGUCAGUCGGUUCAGCGACAUGAAGGAUACGACACAAAAUAAACUCAAAGCCCUGCAGGAACUGAACACCAGUAUAGCCAAAGAAGAGCUCACACUCCAGCACAUUGAAGGAUUGUCCGAGGCGGUGAAGACCAACACAUCUCCAGCGGGAGCGGAGAGGAUCACAGAGAAGAUGGAGGAGUUGAGGUUGGCCUGGCAGAGGUUACGUCUGGCACUAGCUGAGGUUCAAGAAGAGCUCCAGAGCGCAAUGGACUCUGAGAGCGAGUAUUCAAACCGCUGUACAGAGCUGAGGGUGGACCUCGCGAAGCUCAGAACCCAGGUCCAGAACCUCAGUGUGGAACUGGAGAGCAGGGAUGGAGAGAGGACGGAGGAUCACAUGGUUGCUCAAUGGAAGACUCACACGGGUGUGCGUAACAAGCUCGUCGCAGAGGAGCCCCAUGUGGAGCAGUUGAAGUCUCGGUUAAAAGAGCUUUUCAGAUUCCCGCAGGACUCUAGAGCGCUGUCUGAUGAGGUGCUCGCUGUGGUAAAGGAGUACCUGAGUGUGAAAGGCAGAUCGUUCAGGUUGUCCUCCGAGAGGGAAUCGACGCUGCGACAGAUACUGCAAGACCCUCUGCUCAGGUUCAGCCAGUGGAGUCAAGCGGUUUCGCAGCUCCUGGAAGCCUCCGCCGACGUGACUGAAUUCACCCAUAUCGCUCUGCUUGUACAGAAUAUCGAGAAGUUACUCAAGACCAGCUUGCAGCUGCAGGAGCGCUUGACUUUGCUUCAGGUGAAGAGUGAUCUUCUCAGCUCUGUUUUUGGGCAGGAGAAAGCCGAUGAUCUGUUGAAGGAGCUUAGCGGAGAUAUGAAGAGGAGAGAAUCACUUCACAGUCAGCUCCAGGAUCGCAAGAGUCGUCUGCAGGGAUUGAUAUCAAAGACAAAGGACUUUUCUGAGGCUUAUGACUCCAUUUACAAAAAGCUGAGCUUCAUAAAGACGAGGUUCUAUGCAGCGAAUGGCCUCCAACCUGAUAUUCUAGCAAAGAAGAGCCAGGGAGACCAGCUCAGGGUCAUUAGGAAAGAUUUGGAGGAUUGCGAGGCCCAUAUUUUGGCCCUUGAGACGCUGGUGUCAUCCAACCCAACAAACGGCACCAAGUUUGAGCGUCUAUAUGCAGAAUGGAAGUUGCUAUACAAUGCGGUUCGGAUUAAGGUGAAUGAUAGUGAGGAGAACAUUGUAGACCAUGAACUUUUCCAUGAGAAUAUCCUGAAUUUGGAGAAGUGGUUAAUGACCAUGCGACAGAAGCUGGAAUCGUUCCGUGGGGGAAACGGAGAAUGGGGCAUCAAUAAUCGGCAACAGGAGGCGGAGAGGGCGCUAGGGGAGUUUCCAGAAAAGGAGAUCCAGCUGAACCAGAUGGAGGCACAGGGUCAAAAUGUGCUGGAGAAGACCUCCGAUGAGGGCAAAGUUCACAUUCAACAAGACCUUAAUCGCCUCCGAGAAUCCUGGAUGUCCCUCCACACGCUUAGUCUCAAUCUUUACAGACUUCUGAAUGGACAUCUUGCCACGGAGGUACAAGACUCCCGGUCACGCAGAACCGAGUGUCCGGAUAGAUGGGCGGAUGGGGGUCACGAGGGCUCAGGAUCUGGAGCAGCGUCCGGCUUUGAAGGUGGAUACCUAGCCGCAGGUGAUGAGGAAACAGGUCAACGUCCACAUCACAAGCUCGAUUCACAGUUCCACCUGCGAUCGGAAUCAACAGAUUACCCAAAGAGCAUCGAAGCAACUCAAAAUCCAAUUCAAGUUGUGUUACCCGAGGGCAUCGAAAGACCAGGACGUACAGAGGUCAGGAGACGAGAGAUGAGUUACCAUGAGAGGACCCUGGAUGAUGAGGUGGAUGCAGUCACUUCUGGAGGUGAUGGAAGAGCAAACAGAAAACAGAUUGAGGAUGCGGGUAUGGACAGAAGUAACUUGCUCGGGAAGAUAGAGAGCGGGAGUGCUGAUAGGACUGGAGAAUGGGUCGAGGAACAUAUCGCCGGUUCUGGGAUUGAGGAUUUGGACGUGCAAGGCUUUAUUGGCUCUCAGGGGCCUCGGCAGCAUGUCGACACAGAGGCCAUGCGGAGAGAGUUUGAAGCGUGGCUUCUCAAAGAAAAUAACAAGCUCACAAAAAUUCUGAACAGCCAAAGCACCUCGAGUGCCGAAGAACUGACGAUGAGACAGGAUAGACUCAAGGGUUUGCGUGCUGGUGUGUCCUGGGGUCAAAGUCAAUUCCAGAGGCUAAUGGAGAAUAAGUCACCUAAUGAAGAUGUGGAGGAUCUGCGAUAUUGUUGGAUGUUAUACAAGUCCAAACUGAAAGAGGCUGGUGACCUCCGAGCUCUGAAGACACACAAGGGUGCAAGUGCACAAGGACAGGAGCUCGUUCGUGCUGGAAAGGAGAACAGCAGCCCCGGGUUCUUGUACCGCGUGUGUCGCAUGGCUCUUCCUCUUCAGCUCCUGCUAUUGGCACUGCUGCUGUUGGCGUUUCUUCUACCCAUGAUGGAUGAGGGCACAAGCUGCUCGCUGUCUAACAACUUCGCUCGCUCAUUCAACAUCAUGCUCCGCUACGACGGACCACCACCCACUUAAGGAUGAACACAACACUUCUGGCUCAAAAACUUAGCUUUUUGCGAAGACGGCAAUCAGUGGUUGUUUAUGUAUCAUCUACUUAUUGUAUAUUUUCUGUAUUUGGGUUUUAUGUCUGUUAUUUUUGGUUCUUGGAUGGCUUUGGUCCACAGUACACCUACUGGUGGACCCAGCAGAUCAGAAACCGUGUGUGUGUUUGUGUGUUUGAGUUUGUGAAAAUGUGAGUGGGUGGAUGGCAUAGACGCUCACAACCUGCUCUGUAUGAUUCAAGCUGUUCCUUCUCUACAUGCAUUUGGAGAAACCAAUGCCUUUACAAAGAGAAAAAAAGUCCUUUAAAGAUAUCUCUACUCAGGAGUUAUGUCACAUCCCUUACAUUUUUAUUUACAUUUUAUGUUUUAUUUCUAAAUAUUCUGUGGUAUGUCUUACAUUUUUAAUCAGAAUUUUGCAUGUUUUUUUCCCCAUGUUAUGUUUAUUUAAUCUGCUAUUUUACUCGGGCAUGUAGACAGCGAAACCUGCUGUAUUAUAGGAUAUAUCUUUGUGUUCCAUAUAAAGAUUCAGAUGUCAUUGAGACUUCCAUGUCAACGUUCAGUUAAACUCAAAGACGUUCUUCCGACUUUGCCGCUAUAUGGUACAGAUUUAGAAGAGAACGCGGUCUUUAAAAAGGAACAGAGACAUUUCUUGUCUGUCUUAAACAGAGAAACAAAUCACUCCAUAGUUAAGGUGCUACGACAUAAAUGUCUCAGAAUAGACGGUGUGUUCAUAAAAAGUUUUUUAGACUGGGGGAUUGUGUUAUCUUUUUUGUUGACAUAGUUUGGCAUUGGCUGGCUUCUGACGGUUGUCAUGCCUUGUUUGAAGGGAAAUGUCCUUUUUUGAACAGAAUUUUGGAACUCUGACCUUGGUCUGUUUUGUUUCUCUCAGACCGAAGUUAUUCUAAGAUGGGAGUUUUAAGGGCUCGUUCAGUUCAGAAACAUCAGUAGUUGAGAUAGGUUCUGUUAGGAAAACAGAUGAGAGGCUGUUGUUCGUAGAAUUAAUCUCUUGAGUUUUAUUUGUCCAGCACAAUUAAGGUUUUUCUGACAAGGCACUGACUAUCCUGUAUUUCAAAGUGUUAUGUUUGAGAUGUAAGACACGUUACAUAGGAGAAUCUGAGACAACUUGCAUGGCUUUUAUGGUUUGACUAGUAUUACAUAUACUGCACGCACAUUAGAUUCUGUACUGCUUUUAUCCUGUAGCAAAUAUCUUAUUCAGAACUGCAUAUCUUAACGGCUCUUAAAAUUGUAAUAUUUACGUUAAUAUUUGAUGUACUAUUUAUUGUUAAAUCCAUAAAACGGUAUAGUGCAUGCGCAGAGAAAGACUUGAGAAAAUAUGCUGCAAAACUGUACUGUUGAAUUUAUUGCACUGAUUUGUUUCAAUUUAAAACUCUUGCUUAAUGCAAACCCUUAACUGAACUAUACCGAUGUUAUCCACAAUACGGUUGUUGAAGACUGAAAAUGCAACAAAGUUAAGCUGUACAAAAUUUGUUUGAAAGGUUCGACUGUGUUUUAGGAUCAAGUAAUGGUCAUUGAACGGAUGCUAAUAUAUCUGAUUUGCAGCACUGUGUGCACGAGAAAGAUUUUCAUGGGAAUUUUUUUUAAGUUCACUGCAAAAUGCAAGCAUGUAGAAAUUCUAGUUUCAAAUGCAUGAAGGGUUAUCGUAAGACAAUAUAUCAACAAAGUCUAAACAUUUAUUUUAUUACAUAUUUUGGUGAAACCUAUAACGCAUCUAACUGUUAUAUAUAAAACAUAUUACCAGUAUUUUUGUAUUUUACCCCAGGCAAUAAACAUGCUGUGCAUUUUCAUUACA